Phalacrocorax carbo (great cormorant) is the source of this 1919-nucleotide messenger RNA. The record is from RefSeq and is a predicted model, not a curated record. NCBI's taxonomy places the organism in Eukaryota, Metazoa, Chordata, Aves, Suliformes, Phalacrocoracidae.
GGCGGCGGGGUCUGCCUGACCCCACGCGGGGCCGGUGGCGAGGGGGCGGCCCGGGCUGAGGCCGCUCGCGGGUCUCGCUGCGGUGGCCGAGACGCUGCGGGGUCGGCGGGUGUGCGGCGGGGUGCUGAGCGGCCGCCCCGCCGCUCUGACCCGCAGCCCGGGGGUGGGGGGGCCUGGAGGCCCUCGCACGGGUCUGGUGAGCCGGGGAGACACCCCAUUGCAGCGCCGAGCCGCCCUGCGGGUGGGAGGCUGCCCUGCUCCGGUGUGAGCCGUUUUAAAGCGAGGAGCAGAAGUUGGGCAGGAGAAUGAAAGCCAUGACUACAGCCUACCCUGGCUAAAGGUGCUCUCUGAAUGGUAGCAUUUUAGUCUAUUAUUGAAUAGCUCGUCUGCGUGGGAGCGGAACUUUUGUGGAGGUAGCUCAGCUUCCAGAGAAACUGCAGACUUCCCACCGUGGAUUGGUCACCUUCCUGUAUACCAGCCCUGAGGCUGCUAUGAGUGACUCAUCCUUGCUGUUUAUGGCUGGAACAAACACUGUAGAAGAGCAGAGGGCUCGCUGGGAGAGAAAGCGCAGCCGGACAGCUAAAGAGCUGCUGGAAACUGAACACAAAUACCUCGAGCAGCUGGAUUUGGUGGUCACAUUCUUCGUGACAAUUUUAAAGGCCAAAGGGACACUGAAUCCUGCUGUGUUGGAAACCAUAUUUGGACCCCUGGAAUCCAUAUAUUCAGCCAGCCAUGUUCUGUCGCAUCACCUGGAGAGAGGGAAUUUGGGACCAGGACUGGAAAAUUUCUGUCAGAAUCUAGAGCUUUAUGGCCACUACACUGAGAAUUUUGAGCAGGCAAAUAAAACCUUGAAGGAGCAAUUGAGGAAAAAUAAGGCAUUUCGACGGUUUAAGAAACUCCAGGAGACUCGACCUCAGUUUCAAGGGAGGAAGCUAGAGGAUCUUCUUCCUUUGCCGCUGCAGAGGCUGCACCAGUACAAGCAUUUUUUCAGAGACCUACUGGAGAACACCAGCCCAGACAGUACUGAGUACCAGAAACUCACAAAGGCUGUGAAAUCUAUUUCUGAGGUAUCUCAGUGGGUCCAAGACAUCAUUCAUAAGAGAGAGAACUCAUUGCAGCUACUUCGGGUUCAGAAACUGCUCAAAGGACAGAAGACCCAGGUUUUGACUCCAGGGCGCUGGUAUAUCCGGGAAGGCUGGCUUUUGGUGGUGCCUUCAAAGGGAGAAGAACUGAAGCGCAGGAUGUUCUUCCUAUUUUCUGAUAUCUUUAUUGCAACCAAGCCCUGCCACCCACUGCACCUGCUGAACUCGAACAAACUGGCAUGCGAGGCUGUCUACCCGCUUCACCAGUGCACAGUGGAUAAAGUGUUUGGCCACACGCAGAGCCAGGGAGGGCUCCUCAGUCUUUCCUUUCCACACAAGACACUGUUGUUGAUGUCCAGCGACCAAGAAGAUAUUAAUGACUGGUAUUGGAGUCUUACAGCUGCAGUCAGGCAGAUGAAAAUCUGACUCACCUGAGUACAAGACAACCUGGUAGGACUACCGCCCCUCUUGAUAGAAGCCUACACAAUCUUAGGAAAUGUUCAAGGACAUAUAGUAGGCGAAUAGCAUUUAGAGGGACUACAUGCUGUGCUUGUGAGGUGAUGAAUGCUUUGUCAGGUGUCCUAAUCUUAAUACAGCUAUUGCAAAAAAUAGGUAUGCACACUAAGGAUUUGUAUAUAAAAAAAAUCUGUAUCAAGACUUUUCCCCAACUUAGCUUAGAAGCUUCUAGCUUUUCUACAGUUUUUUUCCCCCUCAGAUUAUUAAUUUAAGGACAAGUAGAAGAGAGGCUGACUUGCUUUCCCUCAUGAAAUGUUUUUAAACAACACUUUCUAAAUCAGUGUUUUCACAUUUGUUUACGUGUAUGUCUACCUGCUCUUG